Lolium perenne is the source of this 2154-nucleotide messenger RNA. NCBI's taxonomy places the organism in Eukaryota, Viridiplantae, Streptophyta, Magnoliopsida, Poales, Poaceae. The record is from RefSeq and is a predicted model, not a curated record.
AUCGCACCAUUUGGGGCUAAAGCCCCUUUGUUGUAACAUCAGAUCCAAAAAGGUCUCUCCCGCCUCCUCUCAUUCUCUGCCUUCUCCUUGUGCAGGUUUCGCAGGUGCUCCGGCGCAGGGUUGUGCCGCAGGCCCCCGCCCUCCCCUCGAUCUGCUGUCCGUGACCUCCGUCUGGGGCUGUCCGUGACCUCUGCCCCUAUUUUCUCGCUGGCCUCUCACUGGCAGGGCUAAUCGGAGCCGGAGCGGCAGCGGAGGCGGUAGGCAUGGGGGACGAAGAUGGCGACCCCGACUGGCUCGUUGCGUUCAAGGCACCAAGUACUGCUACGGUGAUGCUUUCUGAUUCUUCUCCUGAAAAUAGCCCUAAAAGAUCUGCUCCCCAGGAAGAAAAGAAGGAUGCUUCAGACUCUGCAGGUAGUACAAAUGCUGCUGCACAAGGUACUUUGAGUAAACAUGAGCAAGGACCAUCCAUGGGAGGAAAGCAGGAUAAACCUCCUGAACGCUUGGUCUUCUGCUCAAAGAUUUUCCAGGAGAGGCCUACAAAGAAUUACAUUAGUUCCUUCAAACAAUCAUCUGAUGUAAAGAUUCAGCCAGCUCAUCUUGAAAGACUAACCGAAAUAAAACAAGGGUUUGGAUUUUUACAUCAAUCUGCAAAAGAUUUCAGAAACAAUGGUCAGAGUCAUCCUAACAAUAAACCAACCCAUCCACCCUAAAUACCCAUCAGCUACAGAUGCAAUAGCAUAUCAAAAACCUAAGUGGAUUUUAUAACACAUAAAUCAUAAUGUGUAUCGCGCAUUACCUACCAGGUCUGAUUACUAACACUGAAACUGAAAAAAAUACUAACCAAGACAAACAUCGUCAUUUUUACAACCUCUUGGCAUGCACACUCAGGCCAGAAAAUGAUUAAGCAAAUGUAGUGCAAAGAAACUGGGGCAAGAUUGUAGCGGCAGUUCAAGGGAUUCCCUAUUUUAUUGUUCUAUCCAAUGCUACUCUUGCAGGUAAACAAGAUCAAAGCAUUAUUGUUGACAUUAUUUUAUUGUUAUUUGGUCUCACAGAAAUUAUUGGUCUCAAAACAUGAUCAAGCAUUACUGCUAUUUGAUCUCAUAGACAUUAAUUGAGUUACCAAUAGCGGCAGUUCAUUCCACAUAAUUCUGAACACGCCUAAGAGUUAUCUUAUUGUUCUACUGAAGGAGCUUACAAUACACUAUCCAGUUAGAAGCACAAAGAGUUAUUUUAUUGUUCUACACAAUGCUACUCUUGCAGGUAAACAUGAUCAAAGCACUAUUAUUAUUUGGCCAAUUAAAUUAUGCAUAUGUAAAAGCAUUAGUUGGUAUCGGCGUUGUGGAUGCAUGAAAAUCAGAUUAAACUACCCAAGGCUUGUGUUAUUCACUUGUUGGGAGUGCAGGGGCAAGAAAAACCAAUAUUUCAGCUGCUACGUUUGAAGCCUACGUUUGAGGAUGUCAUGAAGGCCUGUUCAUUUUUUUGUUUAGAUGAGGCCUGUUCAUCUUCUAAGAAUGAACCAAAUGGUUAAAAUUGAUUCCUUUUGAAUCCUCUUCAUGUAUGUAACUAAAUUAAUAACCAAAGAAAUCAAUCGAGAAUCAUAUGAACUAAGGGACAUGUUACUGAUCAAUAGACACUGCAAAUAGGACAACAUGAACCCUGCUGUUGAAGUGCCACUUUUAGGGACUACACAUCACCAAAUAAAUGUUGUUGGCCAACAAAUAACAUAAAGUUGGAAUAAGUCCUAGUUCCGCAAUAUCUCACAAUCUCAAUUUUAAAAGGGGACUAACCAGAGUAUAGUAGCAUUAGCAGAAUUUCAGAGCCGACUUCAGUUCAAGGGAAAUUUCCUAUUUGUAGUCUUGAAAUCAGUGUCUAUGUGCCAACUAUUAGCCUCACAAAGAGAAUUUAACGCAAAUUAAGGCUCAUAUGGUAAUAAUAUAAAACAUAAAUACAUAUUUGUGAAAAAUAGGAUUAAAUUGGGGAUGGAUCCUUCAUUAAUCAUAAUAUCCCCUUCUUGUACUCCAACAAAUUAUUUGUGCUGCGAAACUGAAGCAGAUGAUUAAUAUGCAACUGUGCAUAAACAAAUUUGGUUUUAAAUCUCUCAGCUAAACCAAGGAGUAUCUAGAACAACAUUCAAAUAGGAAGCUUUAUACCUGA